Rhododendron vialii is the source of this 1354-nucleotide messenger RNA. RefSeq lists its product as uncharacterized. The record is from RefSeq and is a predicted model, not a curated record. NCBI's taxonomy places the organism in Eukaryota, Viridiplantae, Streptophyta, Magnoliopsida, Ericales, Ericaceae. The transcript has 7 exons. Bases 282 to 1040 code for a protein of 252 amino acids.
AAACAAUUCUUCUCCUCUCAAGCCUGCAGUACUGAUAUAAAGAGCUACUAUUACACAUACAAAAAAAAAAAAAAAAAGGAGGAUUUGGGUGGGGCCGUGGGGGCACGUGACCCCACGUGCCGCAUAUUGGGUCCGCCACUACCGUCAGGCGUCAGCCCUAAUUCACAAAUUGAUCAGGAUCAGAACCACCCCAAAAUCUCUAACCUAAACCGAACCGAACAAUCAGCUCAGUUAGCAGCCCCGGCAACGACAUCAACAGUUGAAUAACAGAAGCAGAGAAAAUGAUUAAGAGGCGAUUCUACAGGAAUGAUCAUGGCGAUGGGGACAAUGCUUCUGAUUCUUCUUCCUCUUCGGACUCUGAACUAGAUGCGGAAGCUGCAGAAGAAACAGAAACAGAAGCAGAAGAUGAUGAUGUUGCGGUCGUUAGAGAGUACCAUAAAGCUUCCUCUUCUUCCUCUGGAUAUGCAAGUGAGGAUACCUCAGCAAAUGAAGUCAACAUUGACUCAUCAGGUUUACCAACAAAUGAUGAUGAAAUUGAAGCUGGAAAUGUUGGACAACCUGCUAUUAAAAGGCAUUCAUCUCGUAAAAAUGAUGCUGAAAUUGUGGAUCCACUGUCAAACACCGUGGCUGAAAAGGACUCAUCCCCAUCUGAUGUCGGUUACAUCUUGAAAUGUAAAUCUGUUUUUAAGUGUAGGCUGUGUCCUAGAAUUGUUUGCUUGACAGAGGAGACAUUGAUGACUCAUCUAAAAUCCAAGAGACAUGCUCGAUCGGAAAAAUUACUCAGUGAAGGGAGGCUGAAGCUCAUGCUCAACAGUGACGGGGAGGUUGAGGAAGGAGAGGAGGAGGGAGAGACUCAUGCUGAAAGGCAUGCUCGAAUUGUAGCUGCUGCACAGAACUUAACGAACUCCAUGAAGAAAAAUAAAGGCCGGCAGAGACAGAGGAAGAGGUUAAAGAAGAAAACUGGAAACGAUUCAAGUUUGAAUAUAGCCAGGAAAUCAACGAAGAGUCCAGCCAAGAAAAGGCAUAAAGGUGACCAUUAAGACACCAUAUGAGAUUUGUGCCUUAUGUGCUGUGACCCUGGAUAUCAUAGCAAGAAACCAAAGGGGUUGCCUAAUUUACUACUGCGUAUCAUUUUGGCUCUCUCUCCUCUACCAUGGUUGAAUUUAUAACUUUAAUGUAGUAUCAUUUCUUAGUUAGAGGCAAUAACAGUGUACUAUAGAAUUUUGGCCUGCUUUAAUUUAGGAAACACAAUUUUGGCUUUACGGCAGUUGAUAACAUUAUGAGUAAUGGGAUUUUAUUCCUUUUGUGUAUUUUUGAGAAUGAAAAAAUGAAGUGGCAUGGAUUAAUUCGAUUU